Fusarium verticillioides 7600 is the source of this 1272-nucleotide messenger RNA. RefSeq lists its product as hypothetical. Gene Ontology annotation, molecular function: protein kinase activity; ATP binding. The record is from RefSeq and is a predicted model, not a curated record. The coding region runs from base 1 to 1272 and encodes 423 amino acids. The transcript has 2 exons. Gene Ontology annotation, biological process: protein phosphorylation. Lineage: Eukaryota; Fungi; Ascomycota; Sordariomycetes; Hypocreales; Nectriaceae.
AUGGCCGACCAACCGUCAAGUGUUGAGAACAACAUAGUCAAGUGCCACAGCAUUCUGGCCCGCCAUGAACAAGACUGUGGAGAUCCUUGGUUCAUUACCUACACGAGAUACUUCCAUAUUGAUGGUCCCAACGGACGCCAUCUCUGUCUGGUUCUUCCCUUCUAUGGUCGAAAUCUGCACUCUUUGUCGAAUUAUAUGAAGAGCAGAAUGAAGCCGCGAUUUGUUCAAGCGCACGCCUAUCAAGAAACAGAGAUUCUUAGGGACUUGCAUACCCGCGGCAUCUGCAUUGGAAUAUCAGACCAGGAAACCUCGUUCUCUGAAUUCGCAAUCUGGACCAUCUCGACGACCAAGGAAUUUAUCGCCUGUUUGACCGAGUCCGGCAGAAUCCCAGACCCGGAAGCUCCUCGCUACGUUGUCGGCUUUCUCGAUUUCAUGUUAAGUGGCGAAGACGUUCUUCUGAACGAAUUAUGCCUUAUUGGUUUUGACCAUGCAUUCGAGAUUUCGUUACCGAAGACAAUCGCACCACUACCUGAAUUUCUGGCGCCCAACGUAGCUGUAGGGAAGCCAGCCAGCCUAGCAAGUGAUGUUUGGACUCUGGGUCUCACAAUUCUAAACAUGCGUUCAGGCAUCUCGCUGUUCCCCUGUCAUGUCGAUUGCUCAGCACAUCUUAUUACAGAGUGCGUGAAGUACUUUGGAAUACUACCAAGAUCUUGGGAAGAGCCCUUUUAUGAUGAAGAGGGGCGGCCGACUUCAGAUAAAACUAAAGGCUGUCCAAGGGAAGUGUCUGACGAGAUUCACUCACUGAAGCAAUGGACCUGCGAUAUCUGGGACGAAUCAACGCAAGCCAAUGAGAAUGAGUCAACGCCAGCUGCGCCCUUUAUGGUCCGAGACGAAGAUAGGUCGCUUCCCGAUGGCUGUGACUGGCUGAGCGACGAUAUUUCCCCCGUCAUCAAUUACAAUCCCCAAGACAUAGAUCAACUGGCCGCCAUACAUGACAAUACAGAGAGAUCAUACCCGAAACACUAUGCCAAACAGGUUUGGGAACCUUCUGCUUUCAAAAUCAACGGCACCUACCUCCCAGAAGGUGGGGGAGUGGGAUGGUUCACCUACUUACCAGGAAAUAGUGAUGUAGAGGACAACCUUCAAUCAUUGCCGAGAAUAUCAACACAAGAAGCCGAUAUGCUAUAUGAUCUUUUGAGAAAGAUUUUCGUGUAUGAAGGACGCAUAAGUGCGGAGAAUAUCUUGGGUCACCCCUGGUUCGAGAUGGUUUAA